This is a messenger RNA of Podospora pseudopauciseta, 477 nucleotides long. RefSeq lists its product as uncharacterized. The record is from RefSeq and is a predicted model, not a curated record. Lineage: Eukaryota; Fungi; Ascomycota; Sordariomycetes; Sordariales; Podosporaceae. Bases 1 to 477 code for a protein of 158 amino acids. The transcript has a single exon.
AUGCUGCGUGCGUGCGUGCGUUUGCGCGACCAAAAAAAGAAAAAAAAAACAGAGGCGGUGUCGUCAGGUCAAAGAGCAGUUCAGUGUAGUAUUCAGGAGGUUGGUCGGGUAGGGGAAGAAGGGUGCUGGGUCCACGUUGUAUGUGUUGUUUUGUUUGAAACGUGGAUGUGGGUAUUUGAGAUUCAUGCCCUCUCCCUCUCUCCCUCUCUCUCUCUCUCUCUCUCUAUUUCUUUCUCCAAAUCCCAUCAGAUUAGAUCGGUGUUCCGGAUGGUGGUAGCAGCGAUGGGGCCAGAGAUCGACAACCCUGAAAAAUCAUCUUCAAGUAAGGUAUCAAAAGACGUUAUACAUGGUAUAUCCCAUAAUCCUUCCACAUAUUCCCUGUUGCAGCCAAAAUUAAACAAAGAAAAAACAAAAAAGGAUGUUGUCACAUUUUCCUCCCUCCUUCAGUUACGGUGUCAUGAUAACGAUGCGGUAUAA